AUGGCUUCCAAGGUUCUCAACGGCAAGACCGGUGUCAUCUACGGUGAGGAUGUCUACAACCUCUUCAAGCACGCCCAGGCCGAGGGCUACGCCAUCCCCGCCAUCAACGUCACCUCCUCCUCGACCGUUGUCGCUUCUCUCGAGGCCGCCCGCGACUCGAAGUCCCCCAUCAUCCUGCAGAUGAGCCAGGGUGGUGCCGCAUACUUUGCCGGAAAGGGCGUCGACAACAAGGACCAGAGCGCUUCCAUCCAGGGAGCCAUCGCCGGUGCCCACUACAUCCGCGCCAUUGCGCCCGCAUACGGCAUCCCAGUCGUUCUCCACACCGACCACUGCGCCAAGAAGCUUCUGCCAUGGUUGGACGGCAUGCUCGAUGAGGAUGAGAAGUUCUUCAAGGCCAACGGCGUGCCCCUCUUCAGCUCCCACAUGAUCGAUCUCUCAGAAGAGAGCAAGGAGGAGAACAUCCAAACUUCCAAGAAGUACCUCCAGCGCGCCGCUCCCAUGAAGCAGUUCCUCGAGAUGGAAAUCGGAAUCACCGGUGGAGAAGAGGACGGUGUCAACAACGAGGACGUCGACAACAACAGCCUCUACACGCACUCCAUCGCAGCUGGCUUUGGCAACGUCCACGGAGUCUACUCCCCAGGAAACGUCAAGCUACGUCCCGAGCUUCUCCAGAAGCACCAACAGUUCGUCAAGGAGAAGACCAAUGCCAAGGAUGACAAGCCUGUCUUCCUGGUUUUCCACGGUGGCAGUGGCAGCUCUGUCGACGACUUCCGUCAGGCUAUCUCAUACGGUGUCGUCAAGGUCAACCUCGACACAGAUAUGCAAUGGGCUUAUCUCUCCGGUGUCCGCGACUACGUCCUGAACAAGAAGGACUACUUGAUGUCCCAGGUUGGCAACCCGGAUGGCCCGGGCAAGCCAAAUAAGAAGUUCUACGAUCCGAGGGUUUGGGUUCGUGCCGGAGAAGUUACUAUGUCGGCUCGUCUAAAGACAGCAUUGGAGGACUUUUACACCGCCGGCAAGGCCUAA
Messenger RNA from Alternaria arbusti, 1026 nucleotides. RefSeq lists its product as uncharacterized. Lineage: Eukaryota; Fungi; Ascomycota; Dothideomycetes; Pleosporales; Pleosporaceae. Gene Ontology annotation, molecular function: zinc ion binding; fructose-bisphosphate aldolase activity. Gene Ontology annotation, biological process: glycolytic process; gluconeogenesis. Bases 1 to 1026 code for a protein of 341 amino acids. The record is from RefSeq and is a predicted model, not a curated record. Gene Ontology annotation, cellular component: cytosol. The transcript is spliced from 6 exons.